GGGAAGAAAUAAAUCAUAUCCCUCAAUUAAGGAAAUAUAAGAAGCUAUAUUUAAGGAGGAACGUGAAAUUAAGUAUAGAGUUUCCGUUGCAUGUUACAAAAUAUAGAUGGAAAAUAAAUAUAGAAUAUCCGUUGUUAACAAAGACAGAUACAAACAGAGCCAGAAAGAUCGGACACCAAGUCUCUUGUAAGUUCUAACAUGUCCACAUGAAAAUAAUUGACAGAAGACAGACAGAUAUAGUACAUAUCUUUGUCAUUGUUUCUCUUUCUCAUUUCCAUCCUAUAAUUGCAUUGCAUUGCAUAUUUGCAUUUGCUCUUGUUCAAAUACCAAUAAAUUUAAACCAAAUAAAUCCCCCUCUUCACCACCUCUUCCUUUAAUAACCAAAAAAACAUCAUGAGAGAAAUCCUCCAUAUCCAAGCAGGGCAAUGUGGUAACCAGAUUGGUGCCCAAUUUUGGGAGGUGGUUUGCAACGAGCACGGUAUCGACACGAGCGGCCAAUAUGUCGGGGAUUCUCCUCUCCAACUCGAACGAUCCGAUGUUUACUACAAUGAGGUGAGAGGUGGAAGGUAUGUUCCGAGGGCGGUCAUGAUAGACCUUGAGCCUGGCACCAUGGAUUCUCUUAAAUCUAGCCCUUAUGGUCAGAUUUUUAGGCCUGAUAAUUUUGUGUUUGCACAAAAUGGUGCUGGGAAUAACUGGGCUAAGGGACAUUAUACUGAAGGUGCUGAAUUGAUUGAUUCUGUUCUUGAUGUUGUUCGUAAAGAAGCUGAAAAUUCUGAUUCCUUGCAAGGAUUCCAACUAUGCCAUUCCUUGGGAGGAGGAACCGGAUCAGGGAUGGGAACACUGCUAAUAUCAAAGAUAAAAGAGGAGUAUCCUGAUCGUAUGCUCAUGACGUUUUCCGUGUUUCCGUCUCCAAAGGUGUCAGACACGGUGGUGGAGCCCUACAACGCCACGCUCUCUGUACACCAGCUGGUGGAGAAUGCUGACGAAUGCAUGGUGCUUGACAAUGAAGCCCUCUAUGAUAUUUGCUUCCGCACUCUCAAGCUCACCAACCCUCGCUUCGGCGACCUAAACCACCUUAUCUCAGCAACAAUGAGCGGCAUUACAUGCUGCCUUCGGUUCCCUGGUCAGCUGAACUCCGACCUUAGAAAGCUAGCCGUGAACCUGAUACCCUUCCCUCGGCUCCACUUCUUCAUGGUUGGGUUUGCACCCUUGACCUCCAUCAACUCACAGCAGUAUCGUGCCCUGUCCAUCCCAGAGCUCACCCAACAAAUGUGGGACUCUAAGAACAUGAUGUGUGCUGCAGACCCUCGUCAUGGACGUUACCUCACUGCUUCAGCAAUGUUUCGAGGGAAGAUGAGCACCAAGGAGGUUGACCAGCAAAUGACAAAUGUUCAGAGCAAGAAUUCAUCCUACUUUGUAGAGUGGAUCCCUAACAACGUGAAGUCAAGUGUGUGUGACAUCCCUCCAACCGGUCUUUCUAUGUCUUCGACUUUCAUAGGGAACUCGACUUCCAUUCAAGAGAUGUUUAGAAGGGUGUCGGAGCAGUUUACAGUUAUGUUUAGGAGGAAGGCUUUCUUGCAUUGGUACACUGGAGAAGGUAUGGAUGAGAUGGAGUUCACUGAGGCUGAGAGUAAUAUGAAUGAUCUGGUGUCUGAGUAUCAACAGUAUCAGGAAGCUGGAGUGGAGUAUGAGGAGGAAUAUGAUCAAGAAGAGGAUGUUUAAGUUAGCUCCAUUCAAAAUUAUGAGGGGGAAAUGGAUAGAGUUUAAUCUCUUUCAAGUUUUAAUAGCAAAAGGUGGGUAAGAGGGGGGGAUUCUUUUCUGUACAAGGAACUUGUUUGAUUUAUUUUUCUUUUGUUUGGGCGUAACUAAAUUAAUACAAGAUAUACUGAAUUUAUUAUAACCUACAAAAACAUGUUCAUCAAUCAUUAUUCAAGACAUGGUACCU
Molecule: messenger RNA, 1945 nt
Organism: Beta vulgaris subsp. vulgaris (sugar beet)
Lineage: Eukaryota; Viridiplantae; Streptophyta; Magnoliopsida; Caryophyllales; Amaranthaceae
Product: tubulin beta-3 chain
Exons: 3
Coding region: 394-1722 (442 amino acids)
Biological process (GO): mitotic cell cycle; microtubule cytoskeleton organization
Cellular component (GO): cytoplasm; microtubule
Molecular function (GO): GTPase activity; structural constituent of cytoskeleton; GTP binding
Source: RefSeq, a predicted model, not a curated record